Sabethes cyaneus is the source of this 2878-nucleotide messenger RNA. RefSeq lists its product as uncharacterized. The record is from RefSeq and is a predicted model, not a curated record. The transcript has 5 exons. NCBI's taxonomy places the organism in Eukaryota, Metazoa, Arthropoda, Insecta, Diptera, Culicidae. The coding region runs from base 336 to 2255 and encodes 639 amino acids.
UCGUGAUAUUGUAGAGUGUAGUGUAAUACAUAGUGCUGAAUUUCCAUUGAAUGUGGCAAACAGGAGUUGCAAAUUUGCGUUCUGCGUUGUGUAAAUCGAAUAUUUUUUGCAAAUCUGCGACCUUCAGCACAAGUUGAACGAAGCUUCGCAUUAGAAAUAGAUCUACGAACGACGGACGAGCAGAGCAGCUGAGCCGACACCGAGAAGGAAAGAAGCACAUUCAAUGUAAUGAAAUGACCUCAGUUACCUGAAUCUAGAAUUUACAAAAUCAAGCGCACUAUCUAGUUUACCCUAUCGCACAAGCCUCGAAACCUCGCACCGCAGAUGUAACAGCAAUGCAUCAGUUCAGAAAAUGCUCCCGCAGAAAUAUACUGAUAGUGCUGGCACUGAUCAUUACCUACGCAGUGGUAGUCUACGUGAUCAAUAAUCGGGAUUACGUGGACAAUCGUGAGAAAAUAAGUCUAAUCGAAGAGUCGAUCCAGUCGAUCGGCAAUCAAGGUGCUUGCAAGAUGCCAAAUCUUCCGGUCGAUUCACCGGAAAUGCUAAGUUUCUUGAAAGAUGAACUACCGAUCGAAUGCGGUAAUGUCAACGAUGACUGGGUGUCGUGUCACAAAUCGGUGUGCACCAUCAAGCCUGCAGUGGUGAAGCAGAUGGGUAAAAUCACCUGUGAUUUUUCUGAUAUACUUCGUACUGAUGACUACAAAUACCAUUACGGAACAGCCGUUCGAUCCUCCGAUAAAUAUAUACUGCGAAGCAGUGAUUUUGCCCGAGCCCAGUGUUGGACCGAAAGUCACGUUCGCUGGAAUGGAGUGGUGAUAGGUAUUCGUAAAGACCCAGCUCUAAACAUACGUCAAAGUUGGAGCAAACAAAAUACUCUCAACGUAUUAAUGAUGGGAUUCGAUUCGCUCAGCCGAAACGCGUUUAUUCGGAAGUUACCGAAAUCGUAUAAAUAUUUAACCAAGUAUUUGAAGGCAGAUGUUCUGAAAGGCCUGAAUAUCAUUGGUGACGGAACACCGCAAGCAUUAAUACCACUGCUAACGGGAUUCACCGAGCUCGAACUGCCCGAAACUCGGCGGCGCAUGCCGCAUUCAGAAUUUGUUAACGUGUAUCCAUUUCUUUGGAACGAGUACGAACGGUACGGUUACAUAACCGCAUUCAACGAAGACGUGCCGCACAUUGGAACAUUUUCCUAUCGAUUGAACGGAUUUCAAGCACAACCCACUGAUCAUUACCUACGUACUUACUACUUGGCCAUCGAAAAUCAGCUAACGUACUACAAAAGACUCUGCGUGGGAGCACAACCUCGCCAUAAAGUGAUGCUAGACUAUACCAAACAAUUUAUGCUAAGUUACCCCGCGAAUCCGCGGUUCGUGUUCAGCUUCCACGGAGAGCUGUCGCACGAUUCGAUCAACCUGAUCGGAGUGGCCGACACCGAUCUGACCAAUUGGCUGGUGGACCUGAAGCGGCUCGAUUUGCUCAACAAUACGGUGCUAAUCAUGAUGUCCGACCACGGGAAUCGCUUUGCUAGCGUACGGAACACUCUGCAGGGCAAACAGGAGGAACGGUUGCCGUUCUUCAGUUUCAGCUUUCCGGAAUGGUUCAAGCAGCAGUACCGCGAGCAGUAUCGCAAUUUCCGGACGAAUCUCAACCGACUGGUAACGCCGUUCGAUAUUCACGAGACGUUGCAGGAUAUUUUGAAUCUUCAAACGCUCAAAUCCAAGCAGCACCCGGCUCGCACCCGUGCCAUCUCGUUGUUUGAGGAAAUCCCUGCUGACCGAUCGUGUGCCGAUGCGUACAUUGAACCGCACUGGUGCGCCUGUCUCAAUUGGGAAACGAUCAACGAUACCUCGUCGGAACCGGCCUUCCGCUCGGCGAUGGCGGUUGUGGACUUCAUAAACAAAUACACCGAACAGCACCGCAGUAUUUGUGCCACCCUUAGCUUGGACGAAAUAAAGUGGGCCGCCAAGCUGACACCGCACCAGGGUCUGGUCAAGUACAAGCAGAAUAAAGACGCCGACGGAUUCAUCGGUGAUUUCAGCGGAAGUUCGAAGAUCGCGCACGAUAUGUAUCAGGUUAAGUUAACAACCAGGCCAGGUGGGGCGAUCUACGAGGGUAGCGUGUUGUACGACAUCGCCAAGAACCAGUACCGGGUGAAGCUGAGCGACAUAUCGCGUAUCAACAAAUACGGAUCGCAAGCCAACUGUAUAUAUGACAAGGACCCGGAAGUGAGAAAAUAUUGCUAUUGCAAGGAAUAAAAGCGAUAAAUGUUAGGAGGCUUUGGUACUAUAGUCUUAUAAGCGCAACUUUUCGAGUCAGUUUUAGUUUUUAAUGUCAGAAUUCCUUAUUAGUUUCAGUCGAAACCUGUGAAUCUCAAUGUGACUUUAAGCACAAAGGAUAUUUAUGUUAGGUUAUUAUGAUAAAAUCAACUUUAAGAAACCAAAACGAAAAAGAAGGUUUUUAUAUGUGUAUGUCAAUUAGACGAUUUGUACUAUCUACAACAAAUACCGAGAAGUGAUGUAGAGAUGACACCAACAGUGAGAGACGAUAAACAGAGAAGAAAGCCUAGUGAUACAUACCUUACUGUUGAACAGUCAAUACCAAAUAUGUACACAGCAAACCAAUCAUGUUACCGAUCGUUAACGUAAACCAAAUCCCUCUCAGUCGGUUAUUCGAUAAUGUUGAAUCGAACCCGUAGUUGUAACAUUGUAUUAGAACUCUCAGAUACAUCUGUUUCAAAACGGUUGUCACAAGAUAAUUACCUAAAUGUAUAAGAGUAAUACCAUGAUUUUUGUUUUCGUAAACUUAUAUGUUUCCAACACAUUGCAGAAUCUUGUAAUGGUUAACAAAAACGGUAAAUAUAGAUCUGAUGAAUCUUUGA